AAAUAAUGCGAAGCUUCCUUCCCACGGCGUUGACCUUGUCGUCUUCCUCCUCUGUGAAUUCCACGAACACUCUAUAAAACCGCUCACAGAACUUUCACUCUCCACACAUCUCCUCUAAAUCCUUUUAUUCUCCGAUUUACUAGAUCCAAAACAGAUACUCAUUACGCAAAUCAUCAUCUAGUUCACAGAAAUGGCAAAGCAAAAGAUUGUGGUGAAGGUGACAAUGAACACCGAGAAGAAAAUUCGUAAGGCUCUGAAAAUCGCCGUUAGUCUCUCCGGUGUGGAAUCGGCAUCUUUCGUUGGUUCAGAUAAAACCCAAAUCGCUGUAACCGGGGAAGACGUUGACUCAGUUGAACUGACGACCUUGCUAAGGAAAGGUGUAGGAUACACAGAGCUACUGAGUGUUGGUCCGGUGGAGGAGAAGAAACCAGCCGCCGCAAAAGAAUCAAAUCCCGCGGUGGCGUCACUAAAUGUUAAUCCGUACCAAUACUGCUACAGCAACUACGGGAUGCCCUACUAUGCCUAUGAGAUUUGAGAUGUCAUCCACAGAAACAGAGUCUAAAGAAAUUAGUUUUAUAUUGAUGCUUUAUUAGUUUCAUUUCAUCCCAUUCAAUUUUUUUAGAGGGGAAUUUCGCGUUGUAUAAAAUAAGAGACCCUUUGUACAUGUAUUGUGAUCGUGAUAUAUGGGAAUUACGUAAUAUAUGUUAGUUUAUUAACCAUC
Messenger RNA from Lactuca virosa, 721 nucleotides. Lineage: Eukaryota; Viridiplantae; Streptophyta; Magnoliopsida; Asterales; Asteraceae. The record is from the annotation of a GenBank genome assembly.